AUGCUAGUUGACGGAAUGGAGGGACAGAACCCUUUGCUAGCCUCGCCCAAGAGCGACCUGGGUUCAGAGAGUACAUCUCUUCUUCGGGACUAUCAAGAACCCGAGCAUGAGAAACGUCGUGUUUUCUUUGAAAACUCAGACUCCGUUGACGUUCGCCAUCGAUCUUCAAGAUCGCGUGGGAGCGAGUCGAGCCGAUCAUGGCUCUCCACGGGUUGUUAUGUUAUACUGUUCACAUUGGGCGCUCUUCUAUUCACGACUGCUGGGUACCUUGCAUCAUUUAUGUUGGAAGAACCCUCAGAUAACGAGACCCUGCAUACCGAGGCGCCCACCAUCUGUCAGACCCCCGAAUGUGUUAGCGCUGCCUCGGAGAUUCUUCGUAACCUAGACCCGAAUUACGCCGAUAUUGAUCCAUGCACGGACUUUGACCAAUAUGUUUGUGGUGGAUGGAGAGAGAACCACGAUAUGCGGUCAGACCAAGGCGCGAUAUUUGCUGGGACUUUUAUGCAGGAGGCUUCCCAGGCGCGCCUUCGCCAUCUACUUGAGACAUCUAGUCCCUCAGACCCCGCCGAUUCGGAUAUCUUUGAUAAACUAAAGUCCGGCUACAAUGCAUGUCUUGACGAAGAUAGGGUUAAGAAGCGCGGCAAUGAGCCAUUGGAAAAGCUGUUACAAGAUUUUGAGAAGAUAUAUAGCCUGAAACCGGGUUCGGAUGGCUCCGAGGCUAGCCUAACUGGUGCGGUGCUGCAUCUUAUUAAGUCAGGCGUUCGUGCUCUUGUCGAACCUUCUGUUGGACCUGACGACCGUGACCCGGAUAAUGUUGUGGUUUUUGUAACGCCACCUAGGAAUAUUGGGCUCCCUGCGAGAGAGUACUACAAUGAUACACAGACUGUCAGCGAUUAUACUACGGUUGUUGAGAAGGUCCUCGGAGCAUUCGUUAAGCACAAGAAAAAGAGUCAUCUUUUUAAGGACCUUGUGGCAUUCGAAUCGAAAUUGGCAGAUGUCACACCGACUACACAGAGCCAAGAGGACAUCACCCAAUACUACAACCCACGUAGCAUUGAGGAAACGAAGUCACUUUUGCCCCAGAUUCUACUGUCUGAUAUUAUUUUGGAUUUAUCUCCUUCGGAUUAUGAAACUGAUAGUCUGAUUGUCGGUUCUCCAUCGUACAUGGAAUCGUUGUCGAAAAUAUUACACGAGACUCCACGAGAAACCGUCCAGCACUUCUUCAAGUGGAAGAUUAUCCAAAAUUACGCAGAGUACAUCGAGAGCGCCGAAAUUGAGCCUUUACUUGAGUUCAACAAUGUACUUGCUGGAAAAGAUCCUAAAGCUAAGAAGGACCGAUGGCGGAAGUGUAUUGGCGAAUUGGACUACAGUCUAGGAUGGAUCCUGAGCCGGUUCUAUGUUCUGGACUCUUUCUCCGAGGAGUCAAAGAAGCUUGGAGACCAGGUCAUUUCUGAUAUCAAGGAACGCUUCGUAUUUACCUUGGACCAGACUAACUGGAUGUCACCGGAAGUGAGGAAGUUAGGUAUACAGAAAGUUGGUAAUAUCAUCCAAAAGAUUGGGUACCCGACAAAGAGCCCCAAUCUUAUGGACCCGGCGGAUGUGGGCAGAUAUUACCAGAGCCUAUCUAUCUCGAAUGAGUCGUUCUUUGAGAACGCGGCUGUCGUUGCGAGGUUUAAAACUGAGCAAAACUGGGCAAAACUGGGCAAGAAGACCGACCGUGACGAGUGGGAAAUGACAGCUCCCACUGUUAAUGCAUACUACAACCCUCCCGGCAACGAAAUUGUCUUCCCUGCUGGGAUCAUGCAGCCACCGACUUUCCAUGGACCAAAUGCCCCAUUGUACUUGACGUACGGAGCAUUUGGAGCGGUGAGUGGACAUGAACUCUCUCACGCCUUCGAUUCGACCGGGCGACAUUAUGAUGCAAGAGGAAAUUACACUGAUUGGUGGGAUGAGAAGACUGUGAAGGACUUUGAGGAUCGCGCACAGUGCUUUAUUGACCAAUACUCAGAGUUUACCGUCCAUGGGAAAGACUCUGAGCUUCGUGUUAACGGGCGUUUGGUACAGGGAGAAAGCAUUGCUGACAGUGGGGGAAUUUCAGCGGCAUUUCACGCUUGGUCUAAGCGAGAUGAGGCCCAUUCUGAUCCCCAAUUACCUGGUCUCUCCGAAUUCAGCAAAGAGCAGCUCUUUUUCAUCUCUUAUGCAAACUGGUGGUGCAGCAAGACAACCCCCGAGGCUGCUCAGGAGGCCAUAUAUAAUGACCCCCACCCUCCUAAACCCGCGAGGAUUAUUGGAACAAUGGCGGAUUCUCUUGAGUUCCAGGAGGCGUUCAACUGCCCGAACAAGAAACCAAGGUGCAAGCUCUGGUAG
Aspergillus puulaauensis is the source of this 2367-nucleotide messenger RNA. RefSeq names its product M13 family metallopeptidase. Bases 1 to 2367 code for a protein of 788 amino acids. Lineage: Eukaryota; Fungi; Ascomycota; Eurotiomycetes; Eurotiales; Aspergillaceae. Gene Ontology annotation, molecular function: metalloendopeptidase activity. Gene Ontology annotation, cellular component: plasma membrane. The record is from RefSeq and is a predicted model, not a curated record. The transcript is spliced from 6 exons. Gene Ontology annotation, biological process: protein processing.